Molecule: messenger RNA, 1002 nt
Organism: Penicillium olsonii
Lineage: Eukaryota; Fungi; Ascomycota; Eurotiomycetes; Eurotiales; Aspergillaceae
Source: the annotation of a GenBank genome assembly
AUGCAAGCCAUUCGCGUCCACCCAUCACCAUCAACCCCAUAUUCACCGAAAAACCCAGCGCCCACAACAUCGCUGCACAUAGACACAAUUCCCAUCCCAACACCAUGCGCAGGCGAAAUCCUCAUCCAAAUCAAAGCAACAACCAUAAUCCGCGACAUGCUCACAUGGCCCGAAACCUAUAUCAGACCCUACACAGUCCCAGGCCACGACUUCUCCGGCCUCGUCGCAGCAACAGCCCCACAAUCAAAGUUCCAAAUCGGCGACGAAGUCUUCGGCAUGGCUCACGCAGACCGAGCCUCGACAUGGGCGCAGUAUGCCAUCGUCAAGGAAGAUGAAGUCGCACGCAAGCCGGAUGUCUCAUGGGAAGAGGCCGCUGCUUUACCGUUGAGUGCGCAGACGGCGUACGAGGCGCUUUUUGUUCAUGGGUCGCUUGCGUCGCCGGUAGUGCACGGUGUAGAAGAUCAGGGCCAGGAAGAAGGUGAGUGCCAGCAGGUCGAUAAGCGUGUUCUUGUUACUGGGGCCGCUGGUGGAGUUGGGGUUUAUUUGGUGCAGCUUGGUGCGUUGGUUGGAGCGCAUGUUGUUGCGGCUAGUGGUUCGAAUGGGAGGAAUGGGGAGUUUUUGAAGGGUCUUGGUGCUGAUGAGGUUGUUGAGUAUGGUGCCCUGGAAGGGGAGUUUGAUAUUGUGGUUGAUUGUGUUGGUGGGGAGGUAUUGGAGAGUUGUUGGGGAGUUGUGAAAGAUGGAGGUGCCUUGAUUUCAGUUGACUCUGGGAGCUUCGGCUUUGUCAAUGAGCAUUUGAAGAGUGGUAUUGGCAGGGAGAACGUGAAAGCACUGUUUUUUGUCGUUGAGGGUGGGAAGGCUCUCGGUGACUUGAGAAAGUUGGUGGAUCGCGGGCUUCUGAAGUCUUUUGUUGCUGCUUCGUUCGAGUUUGAAAGAAUCAGGGCGGCUUAUGAUUUUGCAAAUGGGCGAUUCGAGGGGAGAGGCAAGGUUGUUGUAACGAUCUGA